AUGACUGACCACAGUGAUGUUAACGACAGGAAUAGCUGGUCAUAUCCAGAUUUACAAUCACAACUAUCUGAACAACCGAGGACAUUUGUCUAUCAAACACAACCAUUUACGAUAAGCGAACAGUUAGCAGAGAAAAAGAAGAAAGAAAAGAAAUGUCAUGGUAAUCGAAAGCUGCAACACUUCAAGCGCAAGUGUCGAGCCCGUGGUUUAACUGAAGAGCAAAUUCAGGGUUUAAUUCAAACGAAACAUCACACAAUAUCUGAACCAUCUAUAAGUGUUCAACUAGCUACGAGCCGUCCAAAUCAGUCAAAUAAACGGAAGAGAGACUUAUCUAAACAAAAUCUUGUCUACAAUUCAAUGAAAUCACUCAGUCAAUUAUCAUUAUCAAAGAGGAAGAAGGCGAGAUAUAAUAGUAGGNUUUGCGCAACAUUUUACAUCGAUUGGUUAGUUGAAAAUAGUUAG
Molecule: messenger RNA, 462 nt
Organism: Adineta ricciae
Lineage: Eukaryota; Metazoa; Rotifera; Eurotatoria; Adinetida; Adinetidae
Source: the annotation of a GenBank genome assembly